Molecule: messenger RNA, 1067 nt
Organism: Spodoptera frugiperda (fall armyworm)
Lineage: Eukaryota; Metazoa; Arthropoda; Insecta; Lepidoptera; Noctuidae
Product: transcription factor Adf-1
Exons: 2
Coding region: 111-947 (278 amino acids)
Biological process (GO): regulation of transcription by RNA polymerase II
Cellular component (GO): transcription regulator complex; nucleus
Source: RefSeq, a predicted model, not a curated record
CGAAGUUUCAUCGGGCUUACAUUAGAGUGAGACAGUGGUACAUAUGUAGAGCAGUAAAGUUAGACUGCUUGCCAUUACAUUGUGUCGGUGUACACGGUGAACAGCGCACAAUGGAUGAGUUCACCGAUGAAGAAAUUGAAAAAUUAAUAGAUCUGGUGUCCAAACAAUGUGAUCUCUACGACCCCAAUAGCCGAAAGUUUAAAAGUCUUCACAGGCGUCAGGCGAUCUGGAAUGAUAUAGGAAAUAGUUUAAACAAAGACGGCGCGGCCUGCAAAUCACAAUGGAAGAAAUUAAGAGAUAGGUAUCGGCAUUUCAAGAAAACGAAUAUAGUUGUUACUGAUAGCUCGCCUGCAAAAUGGAAACAAUGCCAGUUAAUGACGUUCUUAGAUAUUGAUAACCAAAAAGUCAGUGCCCGGAAUACAGAUGCGACCACAAGCGACGCAUGUUCCGCGUCUGAUGCCGACAGAAACGAGCAAACCUUUACCAAUGUUCCACCGAACGACUCUUCCACUCCUCGUACAAAGAACUUUGAAGAGAUAUACAAAUAUAUUACAGGUGUGCGAAAGACAAACCCAAUGCACCAUUCCAAUUCUAACAAUAUUUUGAAAUCUCAAAAAGCAGAAAAUGACGAUGAAUUGAGCUCAUUUUCGUCACAUGUACGAGAUGUUUUAAAAAUAUUGCCUCGAUCUUUACAAAUCAAGGCAAAAAAGGAAAUAUUUCAAGUCCUGAAUAAAUAUGAGACUCUGGCCUGUGACAGUGAUUCCUCUGACAUGAGUAUUAGUGAUAGCAAUGAUACGAGUAAUAGCAGCGCGCCUUUACGUGAUUCAGUUGCGACGGAAACGCAUUCAUUUGGCCAUCCACAAGUUUCAGCACAGCAGCACCAAAUACAAAGUCAAAAUAAUCCUCAAGUAGAUUUUGACAUUUUACGUGACUUUACAUUCCAAUGAAUAACUAUAUUAUUACGCCUCUCUUAUAGCUUAUUUGUGGAUUACUGCAUUUUAAAGGUGAAAAAAGGAAAGGAAAAAUGUGAAUUGAUUCUUAUAUACAAUAAAUAAUCGUUAAAUAUA